Messenger RNA from Panonychus citri (citrus red mite), 2619 nucleotides. RefSeq lists its product as uncharacterized. NCBI's taxonomy places the organism in Eukaryota, Metazoa, Arthropoda, Arachnida, Trombidiformes, Tetranychidae. The coding region runs from base 1 to 2619 and encodes 872 amino acids. The record is from RefSeq and is a predicted model, not a curated record. The transcript has a single exon.
AUGUGGAAAAAUAAAUCUUGGGAAAGAUUUUUCUGUUGUUCUUGUCUAUCAGGCUUUAAGGAAAAAUCAACUUUAACAAAACAUGAAGUUUAUUGUAAUAACAAUUCAGCUCAAAGAACAAUACUACCUGGUAGUGAAAACGUUCCAACAACUUGUGAAUUUACACGGUUUGAAAAAACAAUAUCCUAUCCAUAUGUAAUUUAUGCAGACUUUGAAGCCUUGGUAAUGAAGAGUGAAAAUGUAUUGGGAGCUAGUACAUUUGAAUACCAAAAACACGAGGCUUGUUCUUUUGGAUGGAUUGUUGUUGAUUGGGAGGGAAAAAUUUUAUUCAAAUGUUUCUAUCGUGGAGAAAAUGCUGCUGAAAAAUUCAUCUCUAGCCUCUACAAAGUUUACAGUGCACUAAAUGUGAAUUUACAAUUGAGAAUCAAGCCACCCAUACUAACACCAGAAGAAAGAAUAGGCUAUGAAUCAGCUUCAAAUUGUCAUGUUUGUUUACAGCCUCUUCUCGAAGAUAAAGUCUUGGAUCAUUGUCACUUGACUGGUAAGCUAAGAGGAGCAGCUCAUAAUCUCUGUAAUUUGAAAUUGAGAUUACCAAAUAGAAUUCCUGUCAUUUUUCAUAACUUGAAAGGUUACGAUGCUCAUUUAAUCAUGAAAGGAAUCAAGUCCAAUACUGUGAGAAACAUUUCUGUUAUUCCCCAAAACACUGAAAAAUAUAUUGCCUUUUUCAUGGAUGAUUUCAUUUUCUUGGACAGUUUAGCUUUUCUUCUUUCCAGUCUCGAUACAUUGGCUGGAAAUUUACCUGAUGAACAUAAAUCUAAAUAUUUAUCACAAAUGUUUAAUGAAAAUGAUCUUCCUUUACUGCUAUCUAAAGGAUGUUUACCUUAUGAGUACAUGGACUCUUGGGAUAAGUUUAAUGAGACCAAUUUACCUUCAAUUGAUGCAUUUUAUUCCCAUCUCUCUCGUAAAACAAUUGAUGAAUCAACAUACACAAAUCUUCAGAAAAUUUGGGACCAUUUCAAUUGUCAAAAUCUCGGUGAUUUUCAUGACAUUUACUUGAAAGUCGAUGUUUUACUUUUAGCUUCAAUUUUUGAAAACUUUAGGUCAACAAGCCUGAAACAAUUUGGACUUGAUCCAUGUCACUAUUUCUCGACACCUGGAUUGACUUGGGAUGCAGCUCUUAAAGUGACAAAAACAAAACUUGAUUUACUAACCGAUAUCGAUAUGAUUCUAAUGAUUGAGAAUGGAAUCAGAGGUGGAAUCUCUUGUGCAAUGACGAGACAUGUAGUUGCCAAUAAUCCUCUCUCUGAAAACUAUGAUGAGGGAAAACCAAAUUCAUACAUUGCCUUUCUUGACGUUAAUAACCUUUAUGGUUAUGCUCUAAGUGAUUAUUUACCAAUCAACAAUUUCGAAUGGGUAGCCCCUGAGUUGUACUCUCAAGUGAUUGAAUCAAUCUUGAAAGGACAUGAUCAAAAUAUCGGAUACAUUUGUCAAGUUGAUUUAAUUUACCCUAAACAUCUUCAUGAUCAACACAAUGAUUAUCCCAUGGCCCCUGAGAAACUCAAUGUUGAAACUGAAUGGUUGAGUAAUUACCAGAAAAGACUCAUCAUUAAACUUGAGGGUGAAGGACUAAAAAGAUGUAAGACUGAAAAGUUGAUUCCAAAUUUGAGAGAUAAGAAAAACUACGUUGUACAUGAAAGAAACUUGAAAUUUUGGUUAGAGAAAGGGUUAAUCUUGGAUAAAGUUCAUUCAAUAUUGAAAUUCAAUCAAUCAAAAUGGUUGGAACCUUACAUUUCAAUGUGUACACUCAAUCGAAAACAAGCAUCUUCAUCAUUUGAGAAAGAUUUUUGGAAAUUGAUGGUAAAUUCACUGUAUGGUAAAAGUAUUGAGGAUAAACGAAAACACUCUAAAGUUAAGGUUAUUACAAAUGGUGAACAAGCUCUGAAAUUAAUCAGAAAACCAAUGUUUGAACAUUUUUAUAUUCUUGAUAAUGAUUUAGCAAUCAUUAAGAUGCGUAAAUUUGAAGUUAAAUUGGAUAAACCGAUUUACCUUGGUUUUACUGUAUUGGAAUUAUCAAAGCUUAGAAUGUAUGAGCUUCACUAUGAUUACUUUUACCCUCGUUAUGGUGAUAAAUUGAAGUUAGUAUACACUGAUACUGAUAGUUUCAUUUAUCAUAUUCAGACUGAUGAUUUUUAUAAUGAUCUAAAGUCAAUGGGACCAAUCAUGGACUUUUCCGAUUACCCUCAAACUCAUUUUCUGUAUGAUCCAAUAAACAAAAAGAAACUUGGAGUCUUGAAAGAUGAAAUGAAUGGUCAGGUAAUUGACGAAGUUGUUGCCAUUAAAUCAAAACUUUAUGGAAUAAAAUAUGGAUCAAAGACUAAAAAGACGGCCAAGGGAACUCAAAAAGCAACAGUUCGUGAUGAAAUUUGUAUAGAUGAUUACAAGACUUGUUUAUACGACAGCAUUUUAUUCAGACAUGAUAAUCAUAGAUUACAAUCUAGACACCAUCAAAUCUCUGGAAUUAAAACAAACAAAAUAUCUCUAUCACCAUUAGAUGACAAGAGAUUCAUUCGUGAAGAUGGAAUAUCAACAUAUGCUUUUGGACAUUAUAAAAUUGUUUAA